Molecule: messenger RNA, 907 nt
Organism: Babesia bovis T2Bo
Lineage: Eukaryota; Apicomplexa; Aconoidasida; Piroplasmida; Babesiidae
Exons: 6
Coding region: 246-878 (210 amino acids)
Source: RefSeq, a predicted model, not a curated record
AGUUAAACUCUAUACGCCGUUGAAUAGUCUUCCUGUGUCUUCCAGAAUGUAAUGUGUGUCUCUCAGCUAGGGUUUGGCACACUCUUGGCGUACCGGCAGGGCGCCAGCAAUCAACAUGUUUCUAGUCUUAUAUAGACCCCUAUGAUUCUAGCCAUUUAAUAGGAUCUGACUUCUUUAUACCAUAUGCAGAUGCUGGAGCAAUUUUUGGUCUAAAGAGGUUCCACUGGUAACAACUGAAGGGCACAAUGACUUCCACUAUGGAGUCGCCUCCAUCAAAAAUCGAUGAGAUGACACCGUACGCUACAACUGCAAGCUGUAACUCCCAAGUGGCGCAAGAGAUUAUCGAAGGUCUCGAAAGGGAAGUUAACAAACUUCUCAUUGCGACGUCAAUGGUGCUCUAUCAUAAUUACAUGCUUAAAUACAAGGGCAUAAAUAGCAACGGAGCUAAGAAAUCAGGAUCUAAAGAAAAUGGAUAUGCAGCACCGAUCGAUAAAUGUGAUAUAAAGGAGUUCAAAAGGGUUUUAGAAACUCUUCGCGCUACAGAAGUCGGCAGGACGUUCCCAGUAUCUAACCAGCUGAAGGUUAUAAGAUACGAAAAACAAGAACGGGAGUUAGAUGGGCUCAAGGCACAGUUGGCGUCAAAGAUUACUCAGAGAGAUCAUAUGCGUAAAGCUUGUCUAAACAAAGCCAGGGAGACCCUGGGUUCAUUUAACACCCCUAUUAUCAAGAGCUACCUCCAAUCACUAGAAACGGCAUACCAUCUCCAAGAAGAAGGGGAGCGCUUGCGUAAAAAGUACCACAAGCUUAAAAAGGUCCUAGAGACACUGAAGGAGUUCUAUCACAAAUGCAUCGAUAGAAAGGACGUAGAAUUCGAAUGAACAAUCGACACAUUGGACCGUGUUAAUUU